AGUCCAAAAUAGAAUUGUGAGUUCCUCCUCGAACACGAUGCUCUGAAAGCCGUAAAACAUUGUUCACCGUCGUCUUCUAGGGUUCUUUUUCUUCGUCGUCGUUCUUUAACUGUCUAGACAUUUUGAGAGUUGAGACUUAGCUUCAAAGGGUUUAUUCUAUUGCAGUCAUCUAUCUUCUAGUAUGGCUUUCUGCUCAAAACUAGGUGGUCACUUGAAACAAGGAGUUGUUCAAAACAGAAAUGUUCCAUUGACAUCAAUGCUCACUUCUCUCCGCUACAUGUCCACAAAACUUUACAUUGGUGGUCUAUCACCUGGAACUGACGAGCAGUCCUUGAAGGACGCUUUCUCUAGCUUCAGUGGAGUCACUGAGGCAAGAGUCAUGACAAACAAAGUGACUGGGAGGUCUAGAGGUUAUGGAUUUGUUAACUUCAUGAGUGAGGAUUCUGCCAAAUCUGCUAUUUCAGCUAUGGAUGGACAGGAGCUGAAUGGGUUUAACAUCCGUGUGAACGUUGCAAAAGAUUGGCCAAGUUUACCAUUGUCUCUGGAUGAGAAGAGUAUAGAAGAAGCUGAGACGAAAGGAAAUAAGAUGGUGAGCCGAUCUGUAUGGAAAGAUCCAUUCGUUGAUGCGUUCCUGAUGAAGAAGAAAAAUGCAGCUCUGACCAAGAAAAUUUGGUCGAGGAGAUCAACAAUUCUGCCAGAGUAUGUUGAUUCGUCGGUGAGAAUCUACAAUGGCAAAAGUCAUGUGCGUUGUAAGAUCACAGAGGGGAAGGUUGGGCACAAAUUCGGAGAGUUUGCGUUUACAAGAAAAGUGAAGAAGCAUGCUAAAGCAAAGUAGUUUCUUUGGGAAUGAACUGGUAACACAGCUCGAAAGGACUGUGUUGAAAAGCUAGAAACGAAUCGAGUCAAUAAAUUCUUAACAGGUAAAACUCAUUAGCUUACGACAUGAAUGUAGACGAAGUCUUUUACAAAGUCUUCAGUUUUGUUGUCGACUCUGUAUUUGUGGACCACAAAGUGCCAAAGUUUUUUUUUGGAAUUCGA
Messenger RNA from Camelina sativa (false flax), 1038 nucleotides. Its product is annotated as small ribosomal subunit protein uS19m. Gene Ontology annotation, cellular component: small ribosomal subunit; ribosome. Gene Ontology annotation, biological process: translation. The record is from RefSeq and is a predicted model, not a curated record. Gene Ontology annotation, molecular function: RNA binding; structural constituent of ribosome. Lineage: Eukaryota; Viridiplantae; Streptophyta; Magnoliopsida; Brassicales; Brassicaceae.